Messenger RNA from Tyto alba (common barn owl), 776 nucleotides. It is a transcript of the gene RASL11A, whose product is annotated as RAS like family 11 member A. Lineage: Eukaryota; Metazoa; Chordata; Aves; Strigiformes; Tytonidae. The transcript has 4 exons. The coding region runs from base 52 to 762 and encodes 236 amino acids. Gene Ontology annotation, molecular function: GTP binding; GTPase activity. The record is from RefSeq and is a predicted model, not a curated record.
AGCGAAGCCGAGCGGAGCCGAGCGGAGCCGAGCCCGCCGGCCGCCCCUCCCAUGCGCCUGCCGAGCAUGUCCCAGCCGUUCCUGCUGGCGCCCAUCGCCGAGUGCGCCCCGGGGCCGCCCGGCUCCCAGCUCCGCCUGGCAGUGCUGGGCGCCCGCGGCGUCGGUAAGAGCGCGAUGAUCGUGCGGUUCUUGACGAAGCGGUUCAUCGGGGACUACGAGCCCAACACAGGCAACCUCUACUCCAGGCUGGUCCGUCUGGAGGGGGACCACGUUGCCGUGCAGAUCCAGGACACCCCGGGGUGCAUCCAGGUGCAGGAAGACUGCGUGCAGGUGCUGGACUCCCUGUCCAGGUGUGUGAAGUGGGCAGAGGGCUUCCUCGUGGUCUACUCCAUCACAGACUACGGCAGCUACCAGUCAGUCCGACCUCUCUACCAGCACAUACGCAAGGUCCACCCAGAUGCCCGGACUCCCAUCAUUAUCGUGGGGAACAAAGCAGACCUCCUCCACGCCAGGCAAGUACAGGCGAAAGAGGGACUACAGCUGGCAAAUGAACUGGGCAGCCUGUUCUUGGAGAUCUCCACGAGCGACGACUCCCAGGGCGUCUGUGAUGUUUUCCAGUAUCUUUGCAAGGAGGUCAGCAAACUACAGCACGCCAGCAGCACGGACAGGAGGCGGUCGUCCAUCAUCCCUCGGCCCAAAUCUCCCAACAUGCAAGAUCUAAAGAGACGUUUCAAACAGGCUUUAUCUUCCAAAGUCAAAUAAAGCCCCUGACGAGA